Morchella importuna is the source of this 312-nucleotide messenger RNA. RefSeq lists its product as uncharacterized. The record is from RefSeq and is a predicted model, not a curated record. Bases 1 to 312 code for a protein of 103 amino acids. Lineage: Eukaryota; Fungi; Ascomycota; Pezizomycetes; Pezizales; Morchellaceae. The transcript has 5 exons.
AUGCGCGCUCAGAACUUUAAUAGGGAUUUGCUAUGCUCCAACCCCAUGCCUCGAUGGCAAACUAUUGCACUUCCGGUAGCGAGUCCACCAACAGGGAAUCAGGAUGCUCCAUGUUCCCACAUGUGCAAACUCACAACCCCGAGUGAAACCCCUUCUCCACGAUCAACCGGGUGUUUAUUGCUUCCAGGGUUGUCUCCCUUGUUCUCACCCAUGUGUAACACUACAAGCAACUCGGUUCUUCAUAUCCAUCCAUACAAACGCGACCCCAGUAUCCCUGAACAUUCCCUGGAUUCUUCCCCGAAACCACGAUAA